AUUUUAAUGGCGAAAAAGGUAUUUCUGUUCAUCUUUCUUGUAUUAUAUUGUUGGAAAGAUGAAAGUUUCGCUUCCAGACAGAGAAGACAGAUGUUAUAUCCACCGCCGAUUGUCUAUCCAUACGGAGGAACAUUCAAGCUCGUCGUGGGAUACGCGGUACCUGUAGAACUCUCGGGCAGAAAUGUGGUUUAUGGACAGAAUUUUCAGUUCCAAUAUGUUUUGCCACAGAACGCGACGUUCUUCACAGAGUUCUUCGAAAAUUCAUCACGACGACGUCGCAAAAGUGUUAAUUGGGAUGAGAGGAUGACUAUUUACAGGCUUUUAGAGGAGGGACUUGAGACAAAAAGAAUAAAUGGAAGAGAAUGCAUGAAAAAAAGCAUAUGCGAAGCAGCGAUGAUGUCAUUACAGGAUGAAGGACUCGUGGGAGAAUUAUUGCAUCUCUUGCUCACGCCUCAACAAGAAAAUAAUUCCUUAGAUUCCGAAUACUUAGAGGCGCUGAAAUUUGGACAAAGAAAUUAUGAUUGUUCGCUGAUUUACCCAUUAUGUCUGUCUGGUCAAGGAAUUCUGGAUCAAAUCUCAAAAGUGAUAUCAUAG
This is a messenger RNA of Camponotus floridanus (Florida carpenter ant), 594 nucleotides long. RefSeq lists its product as uncharacterized. Bases 7 to 594 code for a protein of 195 amino acids. The record is from RefSeq and is a predicted model, not a curated record. Lineage: Eukaryota; Metazoa; Arthropoda; Insecta; Hymenoptera; Formicidae. The transcript has 4 exons.